CCCGCUGGGGGAGACCAGUGUGAGAGUCCAGGAGCACAGACGACAGACAGACGGACUGACUGACUGACUGACUCCCCGUUUUCCUUGUUCGGGGGGGGGGCAGGUUUGAGUCCCUCGUGGAUCCGACCCGGACCUCGCGAGAAUCAAGUGCUGGCCUGCAGUCAGACGGCAGACGGGACGUUUCUGAUGUGCAAGUGCUACUUUCAUAUAAGCGCAUUUCCUAAUGUAUACCAGCAGCCCGUCCACGGGUCCUACAUAUCCCAGGCCUUCAGGGAAUAUCUUACACUGACAGACUGCAGGAGCUGAGCCUUUAUAGUCGCCAGCGAAGAGAUGACCGGAGACAAGUAUUCCGAAGCCUCGGAGUCGCCAGCAGGCUCAGCUGGCGGAUCUCUUCAGAGCGAACAGUGAAACACGACCCAGAGGGUGCAGGGGGAAAGUGCGUUUAAAACCGAGAACAGGAGGCACUUCUUUACACAAAGCGUUGUGGGAGUGUGACAGUAACCAGCCUCGUUGCUCGUACCCUGGUUCUCCGUCCAGCGCUGACUGGGCGAGAUGCUCGAGUCUGGUCACUACAGGGAGCAGGCAGGCUGGUUGGGUGGGUGCAGUGGGCUCGUGUAACCUGCUUGUUCCUGAAGGGCUCCAGACUUGCGGUCUAGUGCUGCCGGCGCGAGGCAGGAGGCCUGCUGCUGGAACAGCUCUGUUGCCGCAGCCGACGGCUCGCGGCUCACCGCACGGCACGGCUCCGCAGGAGCUGGGAAGUGGUGGGAUAAGCACAGCCACGGUGUGUUUUUCUCCUUUGCAGCUCGCUAGGAGCAGAGGCUGUCGCGUGUCCUCGGACCGCCCGGUGUUUAAUUGUCCAGAUGCUCACCCCAGCAGUCGUGGCCACUGUGGGGAGUCUGGAAGGAGCUCGGGGCCCAACACUGUCACCGCAGCUGAGAAGCAGGACCCGUCUGCGGGUCCCGCAGCUUCGCGUGUCUGGUGCUGUCUGGCGGGGGCGAGGGGCCUGGAGGGGCUGGACAGGCAGCUGAGCCCUGCCGGUGCUCGCUCACGCGCGCGGGGGGGGACGGAGCUCGGGGCCGUGCGCGAGACAGAGGCGGGUGCGCUGUCGGUCUGCUUCGCCUGGGCUGGCGUUAAGCCCCAGCUCUCUCAGCGCAGUGGUAAAGGCAGGAACAAGCUGGUGCUUUGUGGGAAUAGGUUCGCUUUGCUCUCUGCUGGCACCCGUGCCACACCGGGAAGCCAGUGCAGCUCUCGUGCUGUCUCUGUGGUCUGGGCUCGCUGGGCUACAGACUGCGCUGGUGGAGCCCUGCUUUCUCUCCUCCCGAUUCUCACUGCCGCCUUCCGCAGAAUAAGGUUUUAGGUGAGAGCACGCCCCCUCCUUGUUCCAGUGGAUGAAGCUGUCCAACGGCUUGAGCCUGUCACCUCCUCCUCUGGCCAGCAGGGCGCGCUGCCGAAGCAGGGCCCCCGCUCCUCUGCCUCUUCCUCCUCCCGGCCAGGCUGCCACAAUGUCCUCCUCCUCUUCCUCGUCCUCCUCGGAGGAGACCAGCCCCGGGGACACGCCCCGCGGGGGGGGCACCAUCCGUGUCUACCUCCCCAACAAGCAGCGCACUGUGGUGAACGUGCGCCCGGGGCAGACGGUUCAUGACAGUCUGGACAAGGCCCUGAAGGUGCGGGGCCUGACGCAGGAGUGCUGUGCUGUCUUCCGGCUGCUCGAGGGGUGAGUCUCUCACACCGCACACCCGCUCAGCGCUGCCAGCUAGGUGCAGGAGUCCGUGUGAGACGGGGCCGUGGCAAUUCUGUGUCCAGUNCCGCUCACCAUGCACAACUUCGUGCGCAAGACCUUCUUCAAGCUGGCCUACUGCGACUUCUGCCACAAGUUCCUCUUCCACGGCUUCCGCUGCCAGACCUGCGGGUACAAGUUCCACCAGCACUGCAGCAGCAAGGUGCCCACCGUGUGCUUGGACAUGGACACCGUCACCAAGCUCCGGUGUUCUCCAAAUCGUGGCGGAGACGAGUACCCACAGAUCCCCAUCCUGCUGAUGCCUGACGGCCAGAGCGACCCCCCCUUCACACCUGAGCCCUCUGGGCUGAGCCACAUGCUGCUGUCCCCCACCUCCGCCUUCCAGUUCCCCCUGUCCGGGCCGGACGGGCAGUCUCUGCAGAGACACCGGUCCACCUCCACCCCCAACGUCUACAUGGUCAGCAGCGUGGACCCGUCCACAGUCGAGGAUGCGUUAAAAUCAAAUUGCUUGAUGGGACUGGACACCUCGCCCAAGCCCUCCACCAGCCCCCCAUCUCUGGGGUCCCCUGGUAGGAGGCUCCCUCCCCCGAAAUCCCCCUCAGAUCACCCCAAAGAACGCAAGCAGUCCUCCUCCGACGACAAGAAGAAGGUGCACCGGGGGGGCUGCAGGGACUCCAGCUACUACUGGGAGGUGCACUGGCGCGAGGUGACCAUGCAGAAGCGGAUCGGCACCGGCUCCUUCGGGACGGUCUUCAAGGGCAAGUGGCACGGAGACGUGGCCGUCAAGAUCCUGAAGGUCAAGGACCCCACUCCCGAGCAGCUGCAGGCCUUCAAGAACGAGAUGCAGGUCCUCCGGAAGACGCGUCAUGUCAACAUCCUGCUGUUCAUGGGCUUCAUGACCAAGCCCAACUUCGCCAUCAUCACGCAGUGGUGUGAAGGGAGCAGCCUGUACAGGCACCUGCACGUCACCGAGACCAAGUUCGACACCAUGCGCCGCAUCGAUGUGGCGCGGCAGACCGCGCAGGGCAUGGACUAUCUGCAUGCCAAAAACAUAAUCCACCGCGAUCUCAAAUCAAACAAUAUCUUUCUGCACGAAGGCUGGACUGUGAAGAUCGGAGAUUUUGGAUUGGCCACUGUGAAGUCUCGCUGGAGUGGCUCCCAGCAAGUAGAGCAGCCCAGUGGCUCAAUUCUGUGGAUGGCUCCGGAGGUGAUCCGAAUGCAGGAUGUCAAUCCCUACAGCUUCCAGUCGGACGUCUAUGGAUAUGGAGUGGUGCUUUUUGAACUCAUAUCUGGAACAUUGCCUUAUUCCAAUAUCAACAACCGCGACCAGAUUAUCUUCAUGGUGGGACGGGGUUAUCUGUCUCCUGAUCUCAGUAAACUUUACAGUAACUGUCCGAAAGCCAUGAAGAGACUCAUCAUUGACUGCCUGAAGUUUAAACGAGAGGAGAGGCCACUCUUCCCACAGAUCCUGGUGUCGAUCGAACACGUUCAGGACCUGCUGCCGAAAAUCGAGAGGAGCGCCUCGGAGCCCUCUCUCCACCGGGCGGUCCACGCCGAGGACCUCAACCCCAUGCUUCUGCACACCACCCGGCUGCUUCCGCUCUGAGGGCCGUCCUGGGACCGCUGCUCGCCCGGUCAGCUGGAGAGGAAACUCAGAGCCGCCACCUCCGCCCCCCACACGCAGCGCCGGAGGCUGGAGCCGCGGCCCUCCACGCUCCGAUCGGGAGAGCGGAGCGGCGCCUCGGCCCUGUGAUCGGUUCAGGAAUGCCGAGUCGAGUCUUCCUGCUCCUCGCUGGCCCCGACGCUCGCGCGCCGCACUGGAAGACUCGGUUCGUCCAGAAGCAACGCCCUCAGGAUCGGCUGUUUUUCCAUUCCAGUCGAGCACUGUGACAAGGAGGAGAGAGGCUGCCACUGAGACAGUAGAUGACCUGUCCGGUUCCCCCUGCUUCUCUGAGAUCAAACUAAGCCUCGAGGACUUGUGUGGCUGGAUCUGAAGUGCCCUAUGAAAGCUUCAGUGCUGUGGCUCUCCAGCUCUACACCGAGCAGUGUGCGAAGGCCAGCUCACAGAGCAGCUCUGCCCUUCCCUAGGUUGGUCCUUUUGGUCACUACACAGGCGAGGCUGAGCAGAGAGCCUGUCUUGUUCCAGACACCCCAGCCCUCGACUGUUGGGUUGCUCACAGUAAACAUUCCUCAAACUGCCUUUGCCAGGCUGCUGCUCUGUCCGAUUCCCCCAGCGUGCUGGAGCGCUGGGGGGAGGCCGUGUGACUGCCGAGUCGCCUGCAGCUGCAGGGUCAGCUCGUGCCGCUGUGUCCCCGUCGCCCGUCACCUCCUGUCCGCCGUUGUCUUCUCCCACAUCUCUCUUGCUCUCGCUUUGCCUAAUUCCAGAAAUGGCACUGCCAGCUGGAGCUGAAGAGCACAUCCCCAACCCCCCCCAGCUUUGAUUACAGAAUUCCUCGGAGGACAAAGGCCAGUCCUCCCGCCGUUUCAUCCCGGAAGACUCGCCUUCGCUCUCCGUCCGCUGCUGCCGUGCGGGAGCUGCCGCACCGCGUUCCAGCGCCCCCGGACUCGACCCUCGUGCCACUGCUCCAGCCAGGCCGGGCCAGGCCAGGCCAGGCCAGCCCACCGGCCCCCUGUAGCAGGACAGGGCUGGGCACGUUGCAGGCCUGCCACUUCCCUCAUCUGGCAUCCAGGCUUGCUGGAAAGCAGGGCUUUCCCAGGAUCAGCCAGUGGGGCAGCGGAUGAAAAAGACACAGGUCCUUCCCAGUGUGCCGACGUCUGGCUUAGUGGUUCUCUGUACUUUCUUUGGCUCCACUGGUGCAUGUGUGGGACCCAUAUACUUGAGGCAACCUGCUGUCAUGAGCCAUUGCAGGCUGCUGGACUUUUCUCAGCUCCCAGAGAUUCAGUCUGAGGGCAGAGGAAAACUCCUGGCCCAGUGCUGUCCGUCUGGAAACGGCUCAGGCUGGCGGUGCUGGCGCUGGCUUCCUGUCUCUGGCUGUGCUUGGCGGCUGCUCCUCAUGGGGUGGGCUGCUCAGCUGCUUCAUCGGGCUGCUCAGUUACUUCUUGCUCAGCUGCUCUUCUGAAAUCCACGGCACACAGAAAGUGUCUGUCAAUGUUGCAGUAAAGCUUCAGAUCAGUGUGAUUCUGUGUAACACGUUUCUGUAGUGCAUCUUAAGAAGCAGGGAGCCCAGUCAGGUCAUACACACCGUUCUGUACCCUUUUCUAUGAUUCAGAUCAGAUUGGGCACACAAAGCAAAGAGCAUGAGAUCUUGUCUUGUAAGAAGUUCUUUUAGACAUCGGCACCAGAGUGGUGUUCCUGUCCUGUCUCAAGGGACAAAACAGAUCAUGAAAGUUCAAAGUCCUGGAAUCGACGGCUACAGGAAGCCUCCACCUGUAUUGAGCUUCCUGCUUUCCCUUCAGCUCCUGAGUGAUGGACAGGCGUUCCGAGGGUGUCCGACCACGGAGACCUGGUACCAACCACGCACGCAACCUCUUGUUUUUCCUGUGGGCCGAGUCCUGCAGGAUCUUCACUGCGCCAUUCCUAAAGGAGUCCCGCUUGAUACUGGGAGGAAUCUGUAGGAAUCCUUGGAUUUUUUUUUUAAAAAUGAAACUGAGCACAGAAAUUGCACAUUCCUAUAGCAUCAUGUCAAAUGAGAAUGGAAGUGGCGUGUCGCUGACCAAAUCCCACCUCGGAGCAACAGUUUCUUCCUUGUCAGUUGGGCGUGAAAGGAAUGGGCUCGGAGCAGCAGCGGGGGUCUCGGGGUCCGCUGUCCAAGCAGAGGAGCUUUACUGCAGUUCCUCGGGAGGGUCCGGGCACCACUUGCAGUUGUAAGUUUCGCUUAGAGACGUGAUCUGCAGGAAACCUAGUUUUAUUUAUUCUGGACAGAGUGCCCAGGGCAGCAGUCGGACUCGCACGUGCAGUUUGCGCUGAAGGACCCGCAGCCGAGCGGAGCCAGAGGAGAACGGGGCUCUGGGAGCGCAAGCAUGCCGGAAUCCGGUUAUACCGCCGGAAACGCAAGUCCAGAGGGCCCUGCCAGGACGGAACAGAGGCUGACGAUGAGGCCGAGACACUGGGAUGUGAACUCUAGGUUCACGAUUAGUUUGAUUUUUGUUCCUUUUAAUUUCUUUUUUAAUGAUGAACAUCAGCCUGUAUUUAGAGACUGCGAGAUCUACAAUGAGUGUUCAAGAUAUAGAACAAAUGAAAAACUGACAGCUUUUGUUUCAAAAAGCAGUUUGUAUUUUAUAAAUCUAGAGCUUUUUAAUCAAAAAGGGACUGGAUUACCCUCUGUGUUUUCCAGAAUCCAGUUCUGUAGGCAGUCAGGAUUGGGUAGGGAUGGAGUGGGAAGGGUGAGGGCUGUAGGUAGUAGGGGUAGGAACAGAAGAGAUUGUCCCUGUGUUGUAGUCUGUGUGUCGUAUGAUUACGCUGCGGUGUCACGUGGGCUGUCUUGCACUUUCUAGUGAAAUUGCUGGAGAUGGAUUACAAGAGCCCUCCUGCUUGAAUCUGAAUAUCUUCCAAACACAGAUGUGCUUGGAUCAGCUGGUGUGGUGCCUCACAAUUGAGCUGCAGUAAUGUCUAUGUGAUCGGUGGGGGGGGGGCAGGUUUUUAAAACAAUCCGGGAGGGGGGGUGGGGGGGUCCAGUAAAACACUCAUGCAGUAGGUGCCCGAGGGCUGUGGCUGGUGUCCGUUUUGGUCAGGGUGUUACAGAACUCGGAGGCGCAGUUUUGGAUGAGCGUUGCAGCAGAAGGGGCGUAGGUGAGACUGCGCACUGUGUAUCACAUUGUGCCGUUUCCCAGGAGUACUAGCUGCCUCUCCCUGUCGAUAAGCACAGGCCAGAUGCUGGAUGUUUAACUUCUUUUAUUUGGAGUAAAUAUGCAUAGCCAAAAUACAAAAAAAAUCAGUUUGCUUUCCUGUUUCUACUUUAGACUUUACUCUACUUUCAUUCCUCUUCAAGUUGACUGAACUGCAGUGUAAUUUACUCCAGUGAUUUCAACAGCUGUAAUUGAAAGCUGCCCGUUUUCAUCGUGCUCUCGCUGUACUGCAGUGAUCGAGCCCAAGCAUCUCUGCAAAAGUGCUAGGUGACCGCAGGCCAGACAGCCUCUUCCUAUCGUUUCAGUAGGCCGGGCAUCUCCACUGCAGCUCUGCCCGUUACGCGCUGUGAAGUCAGACAAUCUGCUUCCAAACAUAUUCAUCAGGCACUGUCAAUAACGGUCACACUGCGCACACAAACAUGCUGAGAGAAAUGAUCGUACUGCUGUGUUUGUGGCCAUUCUGCGGUCAUCAAUGCUGUGUGCACCAUGUCCUCUAUUAUCCCUGUUUUUUUCCAAUUAUCUCUGCCAGUUGGAAUGCAGGCUCAGUGGGAACUGCUUCUAAGCAGAGGAGGAAAUCAUGUCUAAUCACUUUGCCGUGCCUCCCUCACCUGGAAGAGCAGUGGUGCUGUUCUGAUUAGACCUGGGGUUCCCUACAGUACAGCAUGUGUAGGCCGCGUUCAUACAGCUGCAGACACGGAUCAUCAUCACUUUGAUUAUCUCCCUGUGUUGCAGUAGACAAAAUAUUUGCAUAUGAUUAUUUAAUCAGGUCAGAGGGUUCCUGAAGGUCACACAGAGAAAACCAUUUCCUCCCCGUCUCCCUGUCGAUGCAGGGGGCCACGAGGAGACCGAGACUGACACCAGGCUUGUGGGUAGGGAUAGGCCUCCCUGGGGUUUUUUACAAAAUAGUUUUUCUCUUCUAGUCUUUUGGCCGCGCCAGCCCUCUGGCAGGCUCGCGGCAUGAGCUUACAGCGGCGGUCCCCAGCACCCCUGGGGCUGCCACACAGAGAGGAAAGGGCCGUGUUGGACCAGGAAGGGCUGCAUAUCUUUUGGGAACUGCAAUUGGUCUUUCUUGACUUGUAUUGGUCAGCUAUGGGAGGUAUUCAGCUGAAUGCAAUAAAGGAGGGUAUUCUACUGUGUACAGUUACAUUUUUUUUUAAAUGUAAAAAAAAAAUUAAGUUUCUAUUUUUGUGUGAUGGUUUAUGGACAAAAAGAGCCAGAAAUUAGUUUUUUUUUUUAGGUUUUUUUCUUUGGUCUUGUAAAAUAUGGAGGCACAGGAUUUUAUUCUUCAAAUAAAACUGUGGAAUAUU
This is a messenger RNA of Lepisosteus oculatus (spotted gar), 7851 nucleotides long. The record is from RefSeq and is a predicted model, not a curated record. Lineage: Eukaryota; Metazoa; Chordata; Actinopteri; Semionotiformes; Lepisosteidae.